CAGUGCACAGUUACAACUGCCAACAUUAAGCAGCUCAAUUCAAACAUGCAGUCCAAAUUAGCCCAAUUAGUCAUAUUUAUUUAUUUAGUCACUUUGUGCAUUCCAACGAUGUCGUACAAAGUGGAGCCACUACCCGAUUCGUAUGCCGGCCUAGGCGAGGGACCUCACUGGGAUGUGGCCAGGCAGAGUCUGUAUUUCGUGGACCUGGAGGCGGGCUGUCUGCUGCGCUACGACUACAAACAGAACAAGACGUACAGGACUCAGAUUGAGGGCGAGACAUUCGCCACCUUUGUGCUGCCCGUGGAGGGCAAUGAUCAGGAGUUUGCCGUCGGCUGUGGCCGCCGCGUCGUCAUCGUCAACUGGGACGGUGUCUCGCCGGUGGCUAAGGUGGUGCGCACUCUGUUCGAGGUGCAGUCCGAUUUCAAGGAGAAUCGCCUGAACGACGCCAAGGCCGAUCCGAAGGGUCGCCUCUUCUUCGGCACCAUGCGCUACGUUGGGGACGAGUUCACGCACCGCCACGGCGAACUGUACCGCUGGGAGGCGGGCGGCAAUGUGACGGUGGUAAAGAGCGACGUCGGCAUCUCCAAUGGCCUGGCCUGGGAUGAGAAGGCCAAUAAGUUCUACUACAUUGAUACCACCGACUACGAGGUGAAGUCCUAUGACUAUGACUUUAACACUGGCGUCGCCAGCAAUCCCAAGGUUAUCUACAAUUUGCGCAAGGACAGCCCCAAGACUCACAUCUUGCCCGAUGGCAUGACCAUUGACACCGAGGGCAACCUCUAUGUGGCCACAUUCAAUGGCUCCACCAUCUACAAAGUCAAUCCCAACACGGGCGAAUGCUUGCUGGAGAUCAAGCUGCCCACCAAGCAGAUUACCUCGGUUGCCUUCGGUGGACCCAAUCUGGACAUUCUGUAUGUGACCACUGCAUCCAAGUUCGAUCAGCCCGCUCCGGCCGGCACUACCUACAAAGUGACAGGACUCAAUGCCAAGGGCUAUCCAGGAGUUAACCUGAAGCUCUAAAAACCCAUUCCAGAUCUAUACCUAUCUUCUUUUUCUU
Messenger RNA from Drosophila arizonae, 1057 nucleotides. It is a transcript of the gene regucalcin, whose product is annotated as regucalcin. Gene Ontology annotation, molecular function: gluconolactonase activity; calcium ion binding. The record is from RefSeq and is a predicted model, not a curated record. NCBI's taxonomy places the organism in Eukaryota, Metazoa, Arthropoda, Insecta, Diptera, Drosophilidae. Gene Ontology annotation, biological process: L-ascorbic acid biosynthetic process.